Messenger RNA from Octopus sinensis (East Asian common octopus), 3436 nucleotides. Its product is annotated as heterogeneous nuclear ribonucleoprotein U-like protein 1. The transcript is spliced from 19 exons. NCBI's taxonomy places the organism in Eukaryota, Metazoa, Mollusca, Cephalopoda, Octopoda, Octopodidae. Bases 174 to 2621 code for a protein of 815 amino acids. The record is from RefSeq and is a predicted model, not a curated record. Gene Ontology annotation, molecular function: protein binding.
AUGUUCAAAUUUCUCGCCCGCCAUUUGCGUAGAAGCUUCAAGGCAGAUUGCGAACGUGAUUCAAAAAUUUUAAAUUCAGCCAAUUAUUUGGUUGAAUUUCCCUUCCCUAACAAAAAAAAUCUCUUGUUUUUGGAUACAUCUCUAUUUCCAACCUGGAGAACUUUGAACCAAUUAUGAGUGAUAUUGAUCCAAAUAAGCUGAAAGUCGCCGAAUUGCGCGAGGAACUCAAAACUCGUGGCCUGGAUACUAAAGGUACGAAGGCAGUUUUAGUUAAACGGUUACAGCAAGCUUUCAAUAAAGAACAAGGUAUUACUGUGGCAGAUGACGAUUCUCUUGGAGAUGACGCUCUACUUGAAGAAGAAGCACCGGACGAAUCUUCUCAAGAUUUAGAUGGUGGCAACAUGGAUGAGUCUGCCCUUGAGGUUGAUGGCAACGAGGAUGGCGAUAAUGAUGUUGGUGAAGGAGAGGAAGAGGAGGAGGAAGAACAAAAUUGCGAUGAGAUGCCAGAAGGAGAAGAAUUUCAAACUAUCGAUGAAACUUCUCAAGAUGAUGGACAACGAGAUCAGGCUAAAGAUGAAAAAGAGAAGAAAGCCCAAAAACGAAAGCGUUCCCGUUCUAAAGAAAGGAGGUCAAGAGAUCAUUCUCGUCGUUCAACAUCUCGAUCUCGUGAUCGUGGAAGGCAUUCACCAAGGAGAAGUCCUACAGCUAAAAAAGUGGAAAUGGAAGAUGACAGUUGGGUUCAGUCAACUGAAGUUAUUUUGGACAGAUAUAAUUCUGACUUGAAUCUUCGUAUUGAUGAGAGCAAUGUUAAGGCACACCCCCUCACUGCAGAUGGUUUUGCUUUCAUGUGGGCUGGAGCACGAUCAAGUUAUGGUGCUGUAAAUGGCAAGAUUGCUUUUGAAGUUAAAAUUGGAGAAGAGCUCAAUGUCAGUCAUUUACCAUCAGAAGAACCAAACCCAAAUGUUGUUAGAGCUGGUUGGUCAACAGAUGCCUCAAAUUUACAAUUAGGGGAAGUGCCACUUUCCCAUGGAUAUGGAGGAACUGGUAAAGCUUCAACAGAUUGCAAAUUCAAAGAUUAUGGUGAAAAGUUUGGCAGUGGUGAUGUUAUAACUUCUUAUUUGGACUGGGAAAGUGAUCCCCCAACCAUUUCCUUCAGUAAAAAUGGAGAAGACCUUGGUGUUUGUUUUGAAAUUGACCGCGAGGAAAUUGGAGAAGCUGCUCUCUUUCCUCAUAUUUUGACUAAGAACACUGAAUUUGAAUGCAAUUUUGGACAAAAAGAAGAGCCAUGGUUCCCAUUAAAAGAUGAUUUCAUAUUUUUAUCUACAGUAUCUUUAGAAGAGCGUGUGAGAGGCUCGUUGCCACCUGCUAAAAAAGAGGAAUGUGAAAUUAUGAUGAUGGUUGGCUUGCCUGGUGCUGGUAAAACUUUCUGGGCUGAUAAACAUUCAAAAGCUAACCCAGAGAAGAAAUUCAAUGUUUUGGGUACCAAUAACAUCAUUGAAAAAAUGAAGGUAAUGGGUCUACCUCGUAAAAAGAACUACUCUGGUCGUUGGGAUGUCCUCAUCGACAAAUCUACAAAGUGCCUGAAUCGCAUGAUAGAGACAGCUGCUCGCAAGAAAAGAAAUUACAUCUUGGAUCAGACAAACGUGUAUGCAUCAGCCCGGAGACGUAAAAUGACGCCUUUUGAAGGCUUUCAACGCAAGGCAGUUGUGGUAGUACCUACUGAUGAAGAGUUCAAAAGACGCAUAUCGCAAAGGGAGAAGGAAGAGGGCAAAGAGAUACCUGAAAAGGCGGUGCUUGAGAUGAAAGCCAACUUUAGCACUCCUGAAGAAGGCACAUUAUUUGAUGCUGUAACAUAUGCUGAAUUGGACAAGGAAGAUGCCAAACCUUUGGUUGAAAAAUAUAGGAAGGAAGGAGCAGCUGCUCUUCCUCCUCCUUCCAAAAGAUUCAGGGGAGAUCGUUUUGGACGUGGUCGCUUUGAUCGAAGAGAUUAUCGCCGAGGUGGAGGUUAUGGUGACAGAGACCGCUUCGGUAGAGGUGGAUCUCGUGGUUUCCGUGACAGACCAAUGGCUCGUUACAAUGACAGGCGAAGCAGUGCUUAUGGAACUGGUGGUAGUGGUGGUGGUGGUGGUGGUAGAGGUGGCUAUCCUUCUCGUGGACCACGUCCCCACAGUAGAUAUGAACGAAGGUCACCUGAAAGGAGAUCAGCUGGAUACAGACAGGGACAACGAUACCAAGGAUCCGGUGGCCAACGCAGUGGUGGAGGCGGCGGCGGUGGUGGUUAUGGAGGUGGUUCUUGGGUCUCCAACAGACCAUAUGGUGGCGGUGGUGGUGGUGGUGGUGGCAGUCAAGGUUCAUGGAGCCAUCAGGGCAACUAUAGUGGACAAUGGGGCUCUUCAUCUCAAUCUGGUGGUUAUGGAAAUUGGGGUUAUGGCAGCAGCUCUAAUAAUCAAGGUGGUGGCUAUGGCAGCGGCAGUCAUUCUCAGUGGGGACAGAACUACAACCAGAGUUAUUAUCAGGGUUAUGGCAGUGGCAACAACCAGAGCCAAUAUGGUGGUCAAUGGGGCCCCGGCUCUGGCUACAAAAGUAAAGCAUACUCGAUGUCCAGAGGGAGAAAGUAUUAACAUAGAUAAAUGGCAACGAAGACUGCCUCCACCUACUCCUUCUGCCCAGCAUCUGCCCCUGCAAUAUACAGCAUUGGUGAUGGGCAAGUGAUAGCACUUAUGGAAUCAGCAUCAUGCAAACAGCGGAGUUAAUGAAAAAAAAAAAUGAAAAGAAAAGAUAAAAAAAAAACAUUAAACACUACUCUGGGUCCACGUAAGCGAAAAAGAAAAGAGAAACUUAAAACCCUGAAAACAUCUGCCAGAACACUAAAACAUCUUCCAUUCACAUGGAGCUGCUAUUUUCCUUCAUAAGUUUGUAUCAUAACUUCAAUUAUUUCAGCAAAAUCUGAGCAUGACACUCACCUGGACUUGCUUCUCGCCCAUUGCUCAUCUUACCUGUAUUACCAGAACUUACCCUAUCCCCACUUUUUUAAAAAGUUUCACUUUCCUUCAUAUGAAAAAUUUUAACAUUUGUCUUGCUAGAUACUGUUUGAAUGUUUUAGUGCUUUUUGCUAUGUACCUUGCCUGCAGAUGUAGUAGUAUUAGUUUUUUUUUUUUACUCUGGCCAUGCUCGUUGCUCCACAAUAUUAAAAAAAACAAAAAACAAACUUGAAAUGAGAAGAAAAAGCAACCAAACCAUUAUUUUAAAGUAUGUACUAUGUGUCCCUCAUUACAAGGAACUUUGUAUUAUCCAUAGGUGGUAGUUUCCUGUAUGAAACCUUUGGGUGAAAUCAGGUCAUUGUAACUGCCAUAUUACUGUUUUAUAUUGUCUGAGAGGACGAGGAAGCAUGCUGACUGUAUGCAGGAUGGUUGAAUAAAAAUGAAUGAUGCCUUUA